Messenger RNA from Salvelinus fontinalis (brook trout), 2775 nucleotides. Its product is annotated as NLR family CARD domain-containing protein 3-like. NCBI's taxonomy places the organism in Eukaryota, Metazoa, Chordata, Actinopteri, Salmoniformes, Salmonidae. The record is from RefSeq and is a predicted model, not a curated record. The transcript has 6 exons. Bases 13 to 2775 code for a protein of 920 amino acids.
CAGUGCUCUAAAAUGAGUCUCUCUGGGGAGAGAGAGGAGGGGGGCCCUGCCUCUAUAAUGAGUCUCUCUGGGAAGAGAGAGGAGGGGGGCCCUGCCUCUAAAAUGAGUCUCUCUGGGGAGAGAGAGGAGGGGGGCCCUGCCUCUAAAAUGAGUCUCUCUGGGGAGAGAGAGGAGGGGGGCCCUGCCUCUAAAAUGAGUCUCUCUGGGGAACAUGACACCAAAACUAAGAGUCCAAUCAAGCAGGAGAGACCAGCCUCCCCUGAACCCAGCUGUGUGUCCAUGAAGAGUGACAAGUCUAUGAUGCAGCCUAUAAACUUUAGAGAGGGAGACUUUUCUACUGAACAAAGAAUCUCCAACCAAACUCAGUCUCUUCAGAGAUCAGUCUCUCCAGUUCCCAGUCAUCUGUCCAUGAAGAGUGACUUCUCUAUGCAUCAUCCUAUACAUUUUAGUAAUGGAUCAGGGACCUUUGACCCCAGAAUCUCCAACCAAACUCAGUCUCUCCAGAGAUCAGUCUCUCCAGUUGCCAGUCAUCUGUCCAUGAAGAGUGACUUCUCUAUGGAACGUCCUAUACAUUUUAGUAAUGGAUCAGGGACCUUUGACCCCAGAAUCUCCAACCAAACUCAGUCUCUCCAGAGAUCAGUCUCUCCAGUUCCCAGUCAUCUGUCCAUGAAGAGUGACUUCUCUAUGCAUCAGCCUAUACAUUUUAGUAAUGGAUCAGGGACCUUUGACCCCAGUGGAUGGUCUACUCUGCUAGAGGAUCAGUCCAGGUGUGCAGUGUGUCAGCAGGUGUUGAGGGAUCCAGUCUCUAUCACCUGUGGGCACAGGUUCUGCAGACAGUGCAUCACCAGAUACUGGGAGAAACCUGCUCCUUCAGGAGACUAUGACUGUCCUCAGUGUAGAAAGAGAUCCAGGACACGUCCUCUACUACAGCACCUGACUGAACCCAAUGAUGCAAGAGGCUCUGAAAACCAUAAAGACAGUCUGCAGAGAGCCAUAGUAAACCAUAAAGACAGCCUGAGAAGGAGGUAUGAAUGUGUGAUAGAAGGCAUGGAAACAGCAGGGAACCAAACUCCCCUCAACAGGAUUUACACAGAGCUCUACAUCACAGAAGGAGAGAGUGAAGGGGUUAACAAUGAACAUGAGGUGUGGCAGCUAGAGACAGCAUCCAGGACGCCAACCUCACAUGACACAGCAAUCCACUGCAAUGACAUCUUUAAACCCUUACCUGGCCAAGAGAGAAGCAUCAGAACUGUGCUGACGAAGGGCAUCGCUGGCAUCGGAAAAACAGUCUCUGUGCAGAAGUUCAUCCUAGACUGGGCUGAAGGGAAGGCAAACCACGAUGUGGACAUCAUAUUUGUGCUUCCUUUCCGGGAGCUGAACCUGAUCAAAGAUCUCCAGUACAGUCUUCUCAGACUUUUAAAUGACUUCCACACAGAACUAGACAUAGACAAUGCAAAGAAACUCACUGCCUGUAAAGCUAUGUUCAUCUUUGAUGGUUUGGAUGAAAGCAGACUUCCAUUGGAUUUCCAGCGCAACGAAAAGGUGUCUGAUGUCACCCAGACAUCAUCUGUUGAUGUUCUGCUGACCAACCUCAUCAAGGGGAAUCUGCUUCCCUCUGCUCUCCUAUGGAUAACCUCCCGACCAGCAGCAACCAAUCAGAUCCCCCCUAAGUGUGUUGACCAGGUGACAGAGGUACGAGGGUUCAGUGACCCACAGAAGGAGGAGUACUUCAGGAAGAGAUUCAGUGAUGAGGACCUGGCCAGCAGAAUCAUCUCACACAUAAAGAAAUCAAGGAGCCUCCACAUCAUGUGCCACAUGCCAGUGUUCUGUUGGAUUUCAGCAAUAGUCCUUGAACACAUGUUGAGUACAGACAAGAGGAGAGAGAUGCCCACCACUCUGACUGAGAUGUCCAUACACUUCCUGCUCAUUCAGACCAGCCUGAAGAACCAGAAGUAUCAUGGAAGAGAUGAGAUGGAUCAAGAGGAGCUCAUGAAGUCAGAUAAGGAAAUUCUUCUGAAGCUGGGGAAGCUGGCGUUUGAAAAUCUGGAGAAGGGUAAUCUCAUGUUCUAUGAAGAAGACCUGAAAGAGGCUGGCCUUGAUGUCAAAGAAGCCUCAGUGUACUCAGGAGUGUGCACACAAAUCUUUAAAGGAGAGUCUGUGUUAUUUCAGAGAGUGGUGUACUGCUUUGUGCAUCUGAGCAUUCAGGAGUUUCUCUCAGCUGUCUACAUGUACCACUGUUACACAACCAAGAACAUGGAUGCACUGAAGCCCUUCCUCACGGGAAAGUCUAGAGAUGAGUUUGAAAAGCUAACCUUGGAUGAGCUGCUGAAGAGUACCGUGGAUAAAGCCUUGGAGAGUAAGAAUGGACACCUGGACCUUUUUGUCCGCUUCCUUCAUGGCAUGUCACUGGAGUCCAAUCAGAAACUCCUACGAGGUCUGGUGACACAGACAGAAAGCAGUCCAGAGAGGGUCCAGAAUACAAUCCUAUCCCUUAAGGUGAUGGACAGGUGGGACAUCUCCCCUGAGAGGUGCAUCAAUCUCUUCCACUGUCUGAUAGAGAUGAAAGACCAUUCAGUACAGGAGGAAAUCCAAGCGUACUUGAGGUCAGAGAACAGAUCCAAAAACCUCUCCCUUGCUCACUGCUCAGCGCUGGCCUACAUGCUGCAGAUAUCAGAGGAGGUUCUGGAGGUGUUUAACCUGAAGGAAUACAAGACAUCAGAGGAGGGUCGUAGGAGACUGGUCCCAGCUGUGAGAGGCUGCAGGAAAGCUCUGUAA